Messenger RNA from Arachis duranensis, 660 nucleotides. Its product is annotated as inactive protein RESTRICTED TEV MOVEMENT 2-like. The record is from RefSeq and is a predicted model, not a curated record. The transcript has 2 exons. Lineage: Eukaryota; Viridiplantae; Streptophyta; Magnoliopsida; Fabales; Fabaceae. Bases 108 to 596 code for a protein of 162 amino acids. Gene Ontology annotation, biological process: response to heat; protein folding; response to salt stress.
CUCAUUCAUUCAUUCAACCCAUUCCCAUAAAAUUUGUUGGAAUAAUAAGGAAACUAAAAAUCACAAGUUUAAGAUAGAAGAAGCUAUACAACUAGUAUUAUUCUGCAAUGGGAAAAAAUAACACUGCUGGGGCUACAAUCAAUGGAUCAUAUGAGGAAUUUGAACCUUGCUGCAGAUGGAUUAGAGAAGAAAAACAUGUCACUGUUGAGAUUGAUUUGAAGGGUUUCAAAAAGGAGCAACUUAAGGUUCAAACCAACAACAAAGGGUUGCUAACUAUUUUUGGAGAAAGGCCUCUAGAUUCAUCCAACAACAAAUGGAGCCGUUUUCACAAAGAAAUUAGGCUUCCAAAAGACACGAAUGUGAAUGAAAUCAGUGCAAAGUUAUCUCAUGGAGUGCUCUCUAUUGUGAUGCCAAAGAAAGUUGAAGAGCAUUACUCCUCCUCCAUUGGUGAAUUGAAAACAAGGAAGAGGACAGCAAUUAAGGUUGUAAUUGGAGUAGUGGCUGUGGUGGUCACAUUGGUUACACUUGGAACUUUCGUAACAAGAAUUAUGAAUACUCAUUAUCCUCGUGGUGGUGCUGCCAAGGUUGAUACUUGAUAAUGUUGCAAAUGUUUAAUAAUUUGAAUGAAAUUGGUUAAGUAUGAUGAGUCUUUGUUCUGAA